AUGGAAUUCUUCGUAGUAGCCGCCGCAUCUUUGAUGCAAAGUGUCUGCAAUAAUCUCUCGCCCCAAUACGCACCUGGCUUUAUUCAUAGUCUAUGCAACCGCGGAGACAUUGCGACUGACCUUGGUGUACAUCUCUCUUCGGGUACCAAUAUCUGGGUUCCAGGGUCAAGCAAAUUCGACAUUGCCACUACACGGUGGUCUGCAUUGGAUGCCCCUAAUAUCAGCAUUGUUGUUGAAGUGGCCACUGAAGAUGACGUGAAAUAUGCAAAUGAAAACAACCUGCCAUUUCUGGCAUAUAAUGGAGGCCACGGCGCUAUUGAGACGCUUAGCACUGUUGAAAAUGGCAUUCAAAUCUGGCUCAAUCAGUUGAACUCGGUGUUCAUUUCUCAAGACGGCCAGACGGCUACAUUUGGCGGAGGUGUCAAAUCGAAACACGUCACAGAUGCGCUGUGGGCUGCUGCAGUAUAUCAGCAUGGCCACUUUUUCUUCCCAGAUGUUACGGAUCAGCUGAACGAUUUCAAAAUAGUGACCGGCGGAUGCGAAUGUACAAGUCUACUCGGACCCGGCCUUGGUGGAGGCCAUGGGUUUUUGCAGGGAUGGCAUGGCCUGAUUGCGGAUCAGUUUGUAUCAUUGGACAUGGUGCUUGCCAACGGCUCGAAGAUCACUGUUGAUGAUGACUCAGAAUUAUGGUGGGCCGUCAAAGGCGCUGGCCAUAACUUCGGUAUUGUUACAUCAGUCACUUCCAAGAUCUAUGAUGUUCCAGAUGACGGGUUAUGGUCUUACAAGAGCUACUUCUUCACACAUGAUAAGGUUGAAGAGCUUUAUGAUGCGAUUAACAGAUACUUUCUCAAGGGAGGCAAGCAACCUGUUGGCCUGAUCAACUACUCUUUUUUCUUUAACUAUCCUACCGUCGACCCGAAUCAUCCCCUUAUUGCCUUCUUUAUUCUUCGCCAGGGAGUUGAAGCUAUCGAAGAGGAGUAUGCCGCGCCAUUUGACAGACUCGGCCCUGUGAUGAGCAUGGGCGACAAAGGAACAUACAAAGAUCUCCCUAUGUGGACUAGCAAUGCCGAGGACUCGCUCCCAUGUCAGAAGGCUGGCCUGGUUAACGCUCGUUUCCCUGUCGAUUUACAAAGCUACAAUCCCACCACUCAGCGUCUCGCAUUUGACACAUUUUCCAACUUCACCCAAAAAUUCCCUGCUUUCAACAACUCACUGUUCUUGUUUGAAGGCUACUCCCUCCAGGGUGUUCAAAGCAUUGAAGAUGAAUCUACAGCUUUCCCCCACCGUGAAGGUAAUCUUUUGGUAGCGCCAUUGAUCAUCUACCAACCAACAGACAAGGAGCGUGACGCUCAAGGUGUGACAUUCGGAGAAAAUUUGCGCCAAAUUGUCUUCCGUGGCAGUGGGCAGGAUGAGAUGUUUUCCUAUGUCAACUAUGCAUUCGGCAACGAGGCUCCUGAGGCUUGGUAUGGCUAUGAGUCUUGGCGUCUGGAGCGCCUGCGCUCAUUGAAGGCCAAGUAUGAUCCAAACGGUCGAUUCAACUUCUAUGCACCCUUCUACUAG
Molecule: messenger RNA, 1560 nt
Organism: Penicillium malachiteum
Lineage: Eukaryota; Fungi; Ascomycota; Eurotiomycetes; Eurotiales; Aspergillaceae
Product: FAD-binding oxidoreductase
Exons: 3
Coding region: 1-1560 (519 amino acids)
Molecular function (GO): FAD binding; oxidoreductase activity
Source: RefSeq, a predicted model, not a curated record